CGACCUCGUUUGACCGCUCACCUACGGCAAUUAUCAGUGCCUUCAACCUCUCUCUGACGAUCCCUCCGGCGACCCCUCAUUACUCCAUCUCCAAUCUGUGAUUCAGGGCCAUGGAAACCCAACAUUUUUAUCAUCCUUUGGUAGCAAAGACAGCAACUAUUAGUUUCUUGAAUGUUAGAGGGACGUCAAACCUUGGUUUCGAUGCAACCUUCAUAAAGCCACACAAACACAAACAAAACUCUUUUCAGAGCGGAUGCGGAGACUACUACAAGAUUAAGCAUGGGAAUUGUCAGAUGACAAGGUCAUAUAGGAAAGUUGCAUCAAUUGUGGCCAACUUAGAAGAAUACAAGUGUGUGAAAGAAGUAGUUAUGAGAAACCAAUCCGAGUUCCAACAGAAGUUGAUGAUUUGGGCAGAAUACAAGUGCGUGUCGGCAAUAAUGACAGCCAUUGCAAGAAACAUGAUAAGUCAACAUAAUCUCCAAGAGAUGCUCGCGAUUGCUGGAAUGACCAUGUCGAUUAAUUUCACACUCAUUUUGGGUCGAGAACCCAUACUCACACGUGAAUUCCCACCUCUUUGGUUUAAAGUGCUUACUGCAACCAUUCCAAUUUUACCUGUCCUCCUUAACUUUCUUCUCAUCCCAAAAACCACCACCAUUGCGUAUACAAUUGCUGCCUCUUUUCUCGGACAGGCUCUUGGAUAUAUGGCCCUCAAACCCUAUUACGCCAACCGAACCUUCUCUCAUCGCCUCUGACUUCUCUUGAUGCCUCUUAUAUUCUAUAUCAUCAUGUGAAUGUUUGUUAAAAAGGUCUAAUAA
Lactuca saligna is the source of this 815-nucleotide messenger RNA. Lineage: Eukaryota; Viridiplantae; Streptophyta; Magnoliopsida; Asterales; Asteraceae. The record is from the annotation of a GenBank genome assembly.